Messenger RNA from Cokeromyces recurvatus, 2460 nucleotides. RefSeq names its product neutral trehalase. The transcript is spliced from 4 exons. Gene Ontology annotation, biological process: trehalose catabolic process. Gene Ontology annotation, molecular function: calcium ion binding; alpha,alpha-trehalase activity. Bases 21 to 2396 code for a protein of 791 amino acids. Lineage: Eukaryota; Fungi; Mucoromycota; Mucoromycetes; Mucorales; Mucoraceae. The record is from RefSeq and is a predicted model, not a curated record. Gene Ontology annotation, cellular component: cytoplasm.
UUUUUUUUUAUACAUAAAUAAUGCAGUCAACAAUUCAUGUUAUCACUGAUCAAAAUGUAGAUGUUCAUGCUCCUGCUAAAACCUAUUAUACAACGGGUAGUAAUGCAGGCGGAUUCGUUAGUAGAUUAAAGAACUACAAAGCAAGUAAAGAUAAGGCCGAGUAUUUUAUUCCUCCAAGAAAAAGAAGGGCAUCACAUGAUGACAAAAACAAGGCACAAAAAUUUUUGAUUGACGUCAAAGAGACGCAACGUAUUUUAGUGGAACAAGAAGAUACAGAUGGAGACUUCCAAAUCACUGUUAAUGAUUUGGGGCCCAAAUCGUUUGCAGUAGGCACCGCUGAUUCUGGGGGAUAUCGUAAGAUUGAAAUUCGAGGUACUUACAUGCUUUCCAAUUUAUUACAAGAAUUGGCUUUAGCAGAUGAUUAUGGACGCAAACAUAUUGUAUUGGAUGAAGCUCGACUGAAUGAAAAUCCAGUGGAUCGACUCUCUCGUACGAUUCGGCAUCACUUUUGGGAUGGACUAACACGACGUAUUGAUGCUGAUGGACUAGAUAUUAUUUGUGCAGAUCCGAAAAAUAGAUCUGCUAAAAAUCACAAUCCUCGUAUCUAUAUUCCUUAUUCUGAAGAUGACAUGUUUGAAUACUAUAGAGAGGUUGCAAUUGCUAAAUCUCAUUUGAAUCUUGAAGUAGAGCGUUUACCCAAGGAGAUUACACAUGAAUUUGUGAAAUCCAUUAACGAUCGUCCUGGUAUUUUAGCCCUUGCGAUGAAGAAGGAAUUUAAUAAUCAGACCCAAAAGUACGUCUGGCAAGGUGUUCCAUUUAUCGUUCCAGGCGGUCGAUUCAACGAAAUGUACGGUUGGGAUUCAUACUUUGAAGUCCUGGGGCUCUUAAUCGACGGUCGUAUCGAACUUGCACAAAGUAUGGUGGAUAAUUUCGUAUAUCAAAUCAAACAUUAUGGUAAGAUUUUAAAUGCUAAUAGAUCAUACUAUCUCUGUCGCUCUCAACCUCCCUUUUUAACUGAUAUGGCAUUACGUGUAUAUAAAAAACUGGAUCAUUCAACUACUAGCAAAAGGCUCACAAAUACCAUGUGGCUUGCAAAUGUCUUUGAAUUUGCUAUUAGAGAAUACAAUCAGGUAUGGAUUUCAAAGCCUCGCUAUGAUGAAAAAACCGGUCUUUCCAGAUUUAGACCAGAAGGCUUAGGAAUCCCUCCUGAGACAGAGGCCUCUCAUUUUGAUCAUGUCAUUCAACCUUACGCUACAGCAGCUAACCUAAGUAUCAAAGAAUAUAUGGAUAGAUAUAAUGACGGCUCUAUCAAGGAGCCAUUGUUGGAUGAUUAUUUUUUACAUGAUCGUGCAGUCCGAGAAUCAGGACAUGAUACCACUUAUCGAUAUGAGAAAGUUUGUGCUAAUUUAGCUACCGUCGACUUGAAUACUCUCCUUUAUAAAUAUGAAAUGGAUAUUGCAGAUGCAAUUGAUACCUACUUUGACGGGGAGCUUUCAUAUUUUACAGAAACGCUUGCCAAUGGCCAAUCUAUCAUUACAAGGCAUCAUUCUAAAGAAUGGAGAGAAAAGGCCAAAUCCAGAAAAGAAAAAAUUGAUAAAUACUUGUGGAAUGAAGAAAAGGGACUUUACUUUGAUUAUGACACUGUCUUGGAAAAACAAACAAAUUAUGAAUCGGUCACUACAUUAUGGACUAUGUGGGCUAAAUGUGCAUCCAAGGAACAAGCCAAAAGAUUGAUUAAAUCACUUUAUAAGUUUGAAGCCUUGGGCGGCCUUGUAUCAGGUACAAAAGAGUCAAGAGGUGUUCUUUCACUUGAUCGUCCUAAUCGUCAAUGGGAUUUCCCAUUUGGUUGGGCACCUCAUCAAAUUAUGGCAUGGCAAGCAUUUGAAAACUAUGGAAGGCAAGAUAUUGCUGAAAGGCUUGCUUAUCGUUGGCUUUACACGAUAACCAAAUCUUUUGUUGACUUUAAUGGAGUUGUACCUGAAAAAUAUGAUGUAGUGGGAAUGACACAUAAAGUUGAAGUGGAAUAUGGAAAUGUAGGUGUUGAAUUUAAAUAUGUUCCCCGGGAAGGAUUUGGAUGGAUGAAUGCAUCUUAUCAAAUUGGACUAUCUUUGAUUAAUACAAAGAUGCGUCGCGCAUUAGGAACCUGUAUACAUCCAGACUUGUUCUUUGAAAAGACACUAUUAAGCAAUAAUAGACAAUCAAUGGAUCCUGAAGAAGCCUCACGUCUUUUAGAACAUAGAAAGUCAGCAGAAGCAGCAGCAAGAAAGAUUACGCAUAAUGGUCAAAUUACAGCUGCCAUUACUCGUAUUGAUACUACAUAUUAUCAUGAAGAACCUAUUGGCACAAAUGAAGUACAACAAACAUUUUUAGAAUUAACAGAACCAUCUAUUUUGUAAGUUGUCUAUGUACACAUGAACAAAUUUUUAAAAUAAGCAAUAAAAUAUAUUUUUUAUAUAUGUA